AGGAUGUGGCACCAGAUGGAGACCCAGACUGUGCAGCGGGAGCUGGAAACUCUUCCAACCACCAAGAUGGCUCAGACCAAUCCUAUGCCAGGGUCCUUGGGGCCAUGGAAGAUAACCAUCUAUGAUCAGGAGAAUUUCCAGGGCAAGAGGAUGGAGUUCACCAGCUCCUGCCCAAAUGUCUCUGAGCGUAGUUUUGAUAAUGUCCGUUCCCUCAAGGUGGAGUGUGGCGCCUGGAUUGGUUACGAGCAUACCAGCUUUUGUGGACAACAGUUUAUCCUGGAGAGAGGUGAAUACCCACGAUGGGAUGCCUGGAGUGGGAGCAAUGCCUACCAUAUUGAGCGUCUCAUGUCCUUCCGCCCCAUCUGUUCGGCUAAUCAUAAAGAGUCUAAGAUUACCAUCUUUGAGAAAGAGAACUUUAUUGGACGCCAGUGGGAGAUCUGUGAUGACUACCCUUCCUUACAAGCCAUGGGUUGGUUCAACAAUGAAGUUGGUUCCAUGAAGAUACAAUGUGGGGCCUGGGUUUGCUACCAGUACCCUGGAUAUCGUGGUUAUCAAUAUAUCUUGGAAUGUGACCAUCAUGGAGGAGACUACAAACACUGGAGAGAGUGGGGGUCUCAUGCCCAGACUUCUCAGAUCCAAUCAAUUCGCCGUAUCCAACAGUAGUGGAUCAAAAGUUCCAAAUUUCCUCAAGCAUGAAACCUUACUAAGCACUCUAGAAUUUUAUGUUCUGCCCAGACACUGCUUCCAAAUGUUAGCUGCUAAAAUCCACAAUAAAUGUCAUUUAAAAAAAAAAAAAAGCUUUGGAGAC
Messenger RNA from Peromyscus leucopus (white-footed mouse), 808 nucleotides. RefSeq names its product crystallin beta A1 (gene Cryba1). The coding region runs from base 4 to 663 and encodes 219 amino acids. The transcript is spliced from 6 exons. The record is from RefSeq and is a predicted model, not a curated record. Gene Ontology annotation, molecular function: structural constituent of eye lens. NCBI's taxonomy places the organism in Eukaryota, Metazoa, Chordata, Mammalia, Rodentia, Cricetidae. Gene Ontology annotation, biological process: lens development in camera-type eye; visual perception.